AGCGACAUCUAUAGUUUGUUGACAAUUUUCGCCUCAGAAAGGGCUGCGUCACUCAACUAUCGUUAAGCAUGGAAGGCAAACCAGCAAGUUUGUAUAUUCCUUUUUUGAGAUCUUGUACAGAGGAAUCUUCCUCUCCUAUUGAAGGAGAAAUAAAAGGAGAAAUUCCGAAAUGGCUGAAAGGCUCUCUUCUCAGAAACGGAUCAGGAUUACUGAAAAUCGGUCCCGAUCAAUACAAACACCUGUUUGAUGGAAUGGCAUUGGUGCACCGAUUUGGUGUACAAGAUGGUAAAGUGACGUACCAAAACAAAUUUGUGAGAAGCAACGCAUACCAAAUCAACACGAAAGCCAACAGAAUAGUAGCGCAUGAGUUCGGCACACUUGGCGUACCUGAUCCUUGCAAAACGAUAUUUCAGAGGUUUACUAGUUUUUUUAAAGGUACUGGACUAACAGAUAAUGACUUAGUAAAUGUCAUUAUGUAUGCUAAUGAACCAUAUGCUUGUACCGAGUCCAAUGCUAUUUGGAAGAUUGAUCCUGUCACAUUAGAAAGCUUGGAAAGGGUAAAUUUGAGUAGUUAUCUUCCUGUCACUGCUGCUGUUGCUCAUGCGCACGAAGGAACAGAUGGCACAGUUUAUAACGUAGGAAGCGUUUUUAAAAUGCAUCCACAGUACAAGAUUUUAAAAUUUCCCCCAAAGGAAAAAGAGUCUGAUAACACAUUUGAAAAAGCUUCAGUUGUUUGUACCAUACCGUCUUCAAAAUACUUUUCCCUCAGCUAUCAUCACAGCUUUGGUAUGAGCGAAAAUUAUUUUAUAUUUGUGGAACAACCUCUUCAGUUAUCUUAUACGAAGUUAGCUGUGUCUUCUUUAAUCACCAAAUCAUCAACGUUUGCUGAUGCUCUCUCCUGGAAUGAUAGCCAGCCAUGUCGCUUCCACGUCGCACGUCGAUCUGAUGGGGAACUGCUGAACACCGUGUACCUCUCUAAAGGUUUUUUUGUCUUUCAUCAUAUCAAUGCUUAUGAAGAAGAUGAUCAGCUUGUAGUUGAUCUUUGCGUUUACGACGAUGGAGAGAUUGUGAAUAAGCUUUACAUAAAAGCUCUUGAAGAUUUCUUUAAAAAUAAUCCCCAUUGCCCUAAUGGUAUUGUAAAUUCACGGACGAAGAGAUUUGUUCUACCUCUUAAAGUAGAAGGAAAAAACAAGGAUGAAAAUCUUGUAAAAUUGCCAAACACAACAGCUACAGCUAAGAAAUUGGAAGAUGGUACAAUUUUCUGUACCGACGAAUUACUAACAGAUGUAUGGUUUACAGAAUUACCGAGAAUAAAUUAUGAAAAAUACAAUGGAAAGAAGUACAAAUACUAUUAUGCUGUUGCAACAAAUGGAAAAACUUCGGAGAAUUGUUUGAUUAAAGGAGAUGUUGAAAACAAAACAUCCAUUUCUUGGUUUGAUGAAGGAGCUGUACCAUCAGAGCCUGUAUUUAUUUCUGAUCCUAACUCAGAAAAUGCUGAUGAAGACUCAGGUGUUCUAUUGGCUUCACUUACGUAUGAAGGGGAUGAAAACAAAGUUUCCUUGCUUGUUUUGGAUGCUAAAACUAUGAAGGAAAUUGGAAGAGCAACAUUUCAUGCGAAAUCUUCUGUUCCUGGAACAUUUCACGGAAUAUUCGUGGAUAAAGUUUAAAUUGCAUAUAAAGCUCUAUAAACAUGCAACAUAUUUUGUUCCAGAAUUAUUUUAUAAUAUUGAAAAUAAUUUUUUUAAAUGUGUAUUUGAAAGCAAAUGUAUUUUUGUACUGCUAUUGUAAUUAAUAAAAUUGAAAUAUAACGAUUAUAGAUGUAUAUAAAGAUGUAUGGGAUUCCUAAAAAUGUUAAUGAGUUCAGCCCGGCAACC
This is a messenger RNA of Parasteatoda tepidariorum (common house spider), 1874 nucleotides long. Its product is annotated as carotenoid-cleaving dioxygenase, mitochondrial. The record is from RefSeq and is a predicted model, not a curated record. Gene Ontology annotation, molecular function: beta-carotene 15,15'-dioxygenase activity; carotenoid dioxygenase activity. NCBI's taxonomy places the organism in Eukaryota, Metazoa, Arthropoda, Arachnida, Araneae, Theridiidae. Gene Ontology annotation, biological process: retinal metabolic process; carotene catabolic process.